Megalops cyprinoides (Indo-Pacific tarpon) is the source of this 3236-nucleotide messenger RNA. RefSeq names its product protein kinase C-binding protein NELL2-like. The record is from RefSeq and is a predicted model, not a curated record. The transcript is spliced from 20 exons. Lineage: Eukaryota; Metazoa; Chordata; Actinopteri; Elopiformes; Megalopidae. Gene Ontology annotation, molecular function: protein binding; calcium ion binding. The coding region runs from base 387 to 2825 and encodes 812 amino acids.
UCCGCAGAAGUCCACAAGGAGGCUGGAUUUCUGCUGUCUCGCGCCUCCCCUUUCAGUGCUGAGAGAAGCGCGCGUGCUGAGCGCUUGCAUUGCACAGCCAGGAGCGCUCGCGGUCGCUGCCGUCCCCCUCUCCUGUGGCGCCCAUGACUUGUGCAUGACCGCAGACCGACGGAUGCUCUUCUUCUGCUCAGCCUGUGUGAAUGCAAUGCUUUUGCGUCCUCUUCGCCCCUUCCCUUCGCUCUGGUGUCUGAAGUUCCGAUGAUGCGGAGUCUCACAUCUGGGGACGUGUAGCGCUGCGCUCGGGCUUGUGCCGUUUCCUUUUCCACACAACAGUCCGCAUUCUGAAAGCGAACGAGAAACAUGGACUAACCUGGUUCGCAUUCACGAUGGGAUUAUUAAGACUUUCCUUUGUGUUCUGUGUAUUUUUCAUCUUUUCAGUUUUGGGUUUCGGGGUCGAUCCUGCGUUGCGCAUCAGCGUGUUCGAUGAACUGAAGCUGGGCGAGUCUUUCGCUGGAGUUUCCCAAGUCCCGGGUUUCCACAACGAGAGCAGAGCUUUUCUCUUCCAAGACACGGCGCGCAGCGUUAAGGCCCCCGCGGACGUGGCGGAGCGGAUGCUGCAGAAGCUGCGACGCAGCACUGAGUUCACCAUCCUGGCCACGCUGAAGCAGGAGCAGCUCAACUCCGGCGUCAUCCUGUCCAUCCACCACUCCGACCAGAGGUUCCUGGAGCUGGAGAGCAGCGGCCAGCGCAACGAGAUCCGGCUCCACUACCGCACCCAGGGCCAGCAGCCUCACAGCGAGGUCUUCCCCUACACCCUGGCUGACAGCCAGUGGCACAAGCUGUCCAUCGCUGUCAGCGCCUCCCACGUCCUGCUGCACGUGGACUGCAACAGGAUUUACGAGCGAGUGGUGGAGGCGCCUUCCAUGGACUUUCCGGCAGAGACGUCCUUCUGGCUCGGACAGAGGAACAGCGCCCACGGCUUCUUCAAGGGGAUAAUGCAGGAUGUUCAGUUGCUUGUCAUGCCCCAGGGAUACAUUUCACAGUGCCCAGACCUGAACCGCACUUGCCCCACUUGCAAUGAUUUCCACGGACUUGUGCAGAAGAUAAUGGAACUGCAGGACAUCUUAGCCAAAACAUCCAGCAAGCUGUCUAUGGCGGAGGAGAAGAUGAAUGGCCUGGAUAGAUGCUAUUGUGAGAGGACCUGCAGCAUGAAGGGGGAGGUAUACAGGGAGGACGAGUCCUGGACAGAUGGCUGCAGGAACUGCACUUGCACGAACGGCACGGUGAGGUGCGAGACCAUAUCCUGCCCCCCUGUGCAGUGCCCGCCGGACUCCGCACCCGCCUACGCCGAUGGAGCGUGCUGCAGAGAGUGCCAGCCUGUGUGCUUGUUUAGUGGGAGGGUGUAUGUGGAGGGCGAUAAGAAGGCAGUGAGAGACUCUUCUGGAAAGUGUUUACUGUUUGAAUGCGCGGACCGGACGAUGCGUCGGGUGGUGACCUCUCCCUGCCCCGAGCUGAACUGUCCUGAAUCGGAGCAGAUCACCCUCACUGACAGAUGCUGCAAAGUGUGCAGAGGUCAUGACUUCUGCGCUGAGGGGCACAGCUGUAUGGAGAACUCUGACUGCAUCAACCUGGAGGCAGGCGCCUGUUGCAGCUGUAAGGACGGCUUCCGCGCUCUCCGCGACGACAGCGCAUACUGUGAAGAUGUGGACGAGUGUGCGGAGGGGAAGCACUACUGCAGGGAGAACACCAUGUGCGUCAACACCCCCGGCUCCUUCAUGUGCAUCUGCCACAGCGGCUACAUCCGCAUCGAUGACUACUCCUGCACAGAGCAUGACGAGUGUGCGAGUGGACAGCACAGCUGCGAUGAGAACGCCCUCUGUUUCAACACCGUGGGGGGUCACAGCUGCUCCUGCAAGCCAGGCUACUCCGGCAACGGCACGCACUGCAAAGCUCUGUGUGAUGGUGUGUGUCAGAAUGGAGGCACCUGUAUUUCCCCAAAUACCUGCAUCUGCCAGCAAGGCUUUACUGGCAAGAAAUGUGAGAAAGACAUCGACGAGUGCGCGGACGGCUUCGUGGAGUGUGACAGCAGAGCUACCUGCAUUAACCUGCCAGGCUGGUACCACUGCGAGUGUCGGGACGGCUACCACGACAACGGGAUGUUCUCACCGAACGGCGAGUCCUGCGAAGACAUUGAUGAAUGCGGCACCGGGAGGAACAGCUGUGCCAACGACACCGUUUGCUUCAACCUGGACGGCGGCUACGACUGCAGGUGUCCCCACGGCAGGAACUGCACCGGGGACUGCGUCCACGACAGCAAGGUCAAGCACAACGGCCAGAUCUGGGUCCUAGAGAACGACAGGUGCUCUGUGUGCUCCUGCCAGAGUGGGCUGGUGUUGUGCCGCAGGAUGGUGUGUGACUGUGAGAACCCCACGGUGGACCUGUUCUGCUGCCCGGAGUGCGACCCCCGGCUCAGCAGCAAGUGCCUGCACCAGAACGGACUGCGGGCGUACGGCAGCGGGGACACCUGGGUGGAGAACUGCCAGCAGUGUCAGUGUCUGCAGGGGGAGGUGGACUGCUGGCCGCUGUCCUGCCCGCCGGUGGACUGCGAGUUCACGCUGGUCCCCGAGGGGGAGUGUUGUCCGCGCUGCGUCACCGACCCCUGCCAGGCCGACACCGUCCGCAACGACAUCACCAAGACUUGCACGGACGAGCACGGCGUCGUGCGCUUCAGCGGCUCCUCCUGGAUCAAACACGGCACCGAGUGCACCCUCUGCCAGUGCAAGAAUGGACACAUCUGCUGCUCAGUGGACCCCAUGUGCCUCUAGCCGCUGGGAGAAGCUCCAAGGCGUUUGUACAGUGCCAUCCACCAGAACUACGGUCUCCAUCCACAAACUUCUUUAUACCAAAUACAAACCUGUAUAUCAUACCAAACGGAUGAUGGACUGCCCGCCAGCUUCCGCCACGCGUCCGACAGCCCAGCUCCAGCUGGCCAUCUGCAUCCGGGAAAUCCAGUCCAUAUGAUACUCCGAUCUGUAAAAAGCACCUAUACUGGCAUGACUGUACUCAGUGUUGACUAUUUACUGAUUUUUAAACUCUGUCAAUUGUAAAGAUCUUAGUACCCUUGGUAGUGAAGAGUUCCAUAUGAGUUUAAGUAUCGUUUAAUUUCCUAACACGAUGGACCUUGUCCUUAUUUUGUUGUUUGGUAGCACUUUGUUCAUUUCUUGUUUAAUUUAUUC